Saccostrea cuccullata (small rock oyster) is the source of this 985-nucleotide messenger RNA. Its product is annotated as D-beta-hydroxybutyrate dehydrogenase-like. The record is from RefSeq and is a predicted model, not a curated record. Lineage: Eukaryota; Metazoa; Mollusca; Bivalvia; Ostreida; Ostreidae. The transcript is spliced from 9 exons. The coding region runs from base 144 to 932 and encodes 262 amino acids.
UCCCGCGAAUUGUCCAGGGCACGUGAUGCUUUUACGAUAAGGCAAGAAAGUGAACUAGGUCAACUUCUACAUCCGGUGUAAACAAACGUCUUGUUUCGUUUUCAAAAGUGGUAAAUAUACACUGCAUACUGUAUUCAUAAGUUAUGUUUGUGUCUGGUAAAGCAGCCUUGAUAACUGGGUCAACCAGUGGGAUCGGACAAGCUACAGCCAAACUUCUAGCAGCAAAUGGAUGCUCAGUCAUAGUAACAGGGUCAAGGUCAGAAGAGAAGGCCAGAGAAGCUCUGCAGGAUAUUAAAAGCACGGCUGUUGGCAAGGUGCAUUUUAUUCAGUGUGAUCUUCGGGAGGCUAAAAAUGUUGAAGAUUUAUGUAACAGAGCAGACCAAUUAUUUCCAGAGGGCAUCGAUAUUCUAGUGAAUAAUGCCGGACUUCAGCAUGUAGCUCCUGUCGAUGAGAUGCCUCUUGAUAAGUGGAACGAUUUGAUACAAGUAAAUCUGACGACGCCGUUUAUGCUUAGUAAACAUGCGGUAGCAUCAAUGAAGAAGAAAGGCUGGGGAAGAAUUAUCAACAUCUCGUCCGUCCAAGCAAUGAUGGCUCACUCCAACAAAACUCCUUACAUAUCAUCGAAGACUGGACUGGUGGGACUAACGCGGGGCGUAGCUAUGGACACUGCUACUUUUGGAAUAACCUGCAAUGCUUUAUGUCCGGCAUGGACUGAUACACCCCUUGUAGCUCCUCAGGUGAAAUUGUUGGCAGAGAAAUCGGGCAAGUCACUGGAGGAGGCUAAGCAUGAUUUGUUCACAAAUGCCACACCGACCGGUAAAGUAAAUAAACCCUCCCAGAUAGCUAAUAUGAUUCUGUUUCUGUGUUCUCCGGACGCCGAUAAUAUGACGGGGACAUCUAUUCCCAUGGAUGGAGGAAUGACAGUGCAAUAAUUCAAUAAUUUAAAUUACACUCAAUAAAAUUUUUUAUAAACUAUAGUAUCAAA